AUGUGGAAUGGUUAUCCGAAAGCAUUUAUAAACCGAUGCUUACGCAUUCGGCCCCGGAGGACCCAAAUUGAAGUCUCAGAAGUGACUGAGCGCAUCGCUGCGGAACAAGGUGUUGGAAUUUCACACAUAUCCAAGACUUCUAUGCGCAACCGGGUAGUUAAAAUAAAAGACCGACCGAACUCCAAUGAACAAUGCUUAAGCUGUCCUUGUAACUAUACAGGACAAACUGAACGCAUGCUCGGUUCGCGUAUUCACGAAAAUAAACUGGCUGUCAGCCGGGCUGACACAUUGACACAAGUGGUGGCCCACAACUACAGAACGGGUCACGAGUUUAACUUCGUAGCUGCGACGAUAAUCGCCCACGCCGGCAGCAAGAUAAGCCGAGAAUUGCUUGAAGCCUGUGCAUGGGAUGAGAAUUCAGUCAAUCGAUAUAUCGAUCUGGUGCCGGCAUGCAUCGCUCUCCGCAGGCAUAUUCACACUGGUGAUGAGUCCCCUGCCCCGUAUAGCGGUUGA
Molecule: messenger RNA, 513 nt
Organism: Dibothriocephalus latus
Lineage: Eukaryota; Metazoa; Platyhelminthes; Cestoda; Diphyllobothriidea; Diphyllobothriidae
Source: the annotation of a GenBank genome assembly